Messenger RNA from Myotis brandtii (Brandt's bat), 1774 nucleotides. RefSeq names its product chromosome unknown open reading frame, human C16orf46. Bases 461 to 1669 code for a protein of 402 amino acids. The record is from RefSeq and is a predicted model, not a curated record. Lineage: Eukaryota; Metazoa; Chordata; Mammalia; Chiroptera; Vespertilionidae. The transcript is spliced from 5 exons.
ACUUCCGCUAUGAGCCCCCGCGGUCCCUCCCACCACCCGUCCCUCCAGUGCGUCGUAACCCGGGGCAACUGUCGCCCGCCGCCGGCGAAGACUAAGCUGCCGGGGGCUUUCCACCGCACAGGCCCCACAUGUGAGGGUGUGAGUGGCGGCGGCCGCUUCCCCGCCCCCAGAGCAAGGCCCCACUUCACGCGCAGCAGAGCAAGAGCCCUGCCCAGCAAGAGAAGAAGCUGCCCUCUGAGACGGGGAUGCAGCAGAGAGAGGAAAAGACCACCAAUAUUGUUUUAGUUGUGGAGCAUCUUGAUCCAGCUUGCUUGAAGAUACCAGGGUUCUGGAGAAGCGAUCCGAUCUCAUUCAUUUCCUCUGAUGUCAUACUGGAAAGAUUAGGAUGUCCAAAGAUAUUUGACCUUUCGUCGGAAGAAGAUGUUAAAAACUUUAAGCAACCAUCAGAGUAAUCACAGUAAUGGAUCUCUGUCAGAAAAAUGAGACGGAGUUAGAAAAUGGUGAAAAUAAUCAAAUUCCAAGCACAGAAGAAACUGAAUUAAACUGUACUUAUUCAGAUGAAAGAAAGGAAAAGAACCAUGUUUGUUGUCUCCUCAAUAUCAGUGACAUUACGCUUGAACAAGAUGAAAAAGCCAACAAGUUUGUUAUCGGAACUGGAUGGGAAGAAGCAGUUCGAGGUUGGGGAAAGACUUCUCCAACUGCUUGCAUUUGGCCCAGAAAGAAAUGUAAAAAGGCGAAGGUGGGAGAAAGUGUCAGCGGCUGUUUACUCUGUGUCAGUCUCUCCCAAGGGACCCCCGAGGCUGGGCCUCAGACUGAGGCUAGAAGCUUGGAGUCAAGGGCUCUGGCUGAGGCAGGCUCAGAGGAGGAUCGAGGUGGCCCCUCCCAGACUCAGCUCCCCACUGGCUGCCCCACCACUGCCUCCAGGAAUAUUAGCAAGAUGUGCUCUCCCUCCCAUAGUCAGGGAGAGAAAAAAAGUCUGCAAAUAAAGGAGUUUUUUUGGUGCAUGGAAGAGUGGGCCAUCCCAGAGACUGGUAGGGACCAAGACUCCAACAGCAGGACUGAUCAAGGUCCCUCCAUCUCAAACUCAUUGAAUUCCAAGGCCCUUUUAGUUCUCCCUCCCCUGAAUUCUUCAGCCCCACAUGGCUUGGAUGUUCAGGUUAAGAAGAGUAAGAACUUGCUCGUGCAGCCAGAAGAGAAGGUGCUGAGUGUGAAAAAGGAUGAGUGUGUGGCUUGUGCAUAUGGAUUGAAAAUAGUUGAAGGGAAAGAUGGAAAGAGACCCUUUGAGCUGGCCAAUCACCUUAAGGUCAACUGCAUGCAGCCUUUUCCUUCACCAAUGGUUGGGACAAACCUCCUGGCCAAUCCAGAACUGGGCAGCCUGCACUGGUCCCUCCUGCCUAAGAAAAACCUGAUGUGCCCUCCCAAUCCCAAUAGUGUUCACUGUCUCAGGACUAUGCAGCUUUUGCAAAAACAGAAAGAGCAAAGCUACAAAGCCAAAUUCAAAGCCAGGGAGCUGAGACCUCCCAUGAACACCCAAAAGUGCAUUCUCAAGGAGGCCAAGCAGGAAAACAGGCCCCAUCCAUUGGAGACCAAUGUGUUCCCAAGACCUCUCUUGCCAUCCCUCACAGUGAGCAGAGUUGUUAUUCCCGCCUCCACUCACAGAUUCCUCUGAAUUGCCACAAUAUAAUUUCCUGGGAAUAAGCCCCUUUGGAAACUCAUUCAUUCUCUUUCUCCCCUACCCCCACCCCAUUCUCUUCUAGUUUCUUCCUUUCCUUUC